AUGCAUCUCUUUUACUUCAAGACUUUUCACCCAUUGGCUCUGGUUCUGUUUCUGGCAUUUAGUAGUGCUGUUCAGUACGAUGGAGAAGGACAGAAUGGACAAUGUGAAAACAAGAAGUCUUUGGAUCCCAGACCUCACAGCGUGUCACUCUUGGAGUUUGGGGCAGUUGGAGAUGGGAAAACAUUGAACACGGUAGCCUUUCAAAAUGCUAUUUUCUAUGUCAAGUCAUUUGCUGACAAGGGUGGUGCUCAGCUCUAUGUUCCGCCUGGCAGCUGGCUUACUGGAAGUUUUAACCUUACCAGCCACCUCACACUCUUCCUGGAAGCAGGUGCCAUCAUUCUUGGAUCCCAGGAUUACACUCACUGGGAUAUUGUGAAACCUCUACCUUCUUAUGGUCGAGGGAUUGACUUGCCUGGUUGGAGAUAUCGUAGCUUGAUCAACGGACACAAUUUAAGUGAUGUGGUGAUAACAGGUGAUAAUGGAACCAUUGAUGGACAAGGUUCUGUCUGGUGGGAGCAAUUUAGCUCUCAUGCCUUGAAUUACAGCCGACCACAUCUAGUGGAAUUCACCGGGUGUGAUAAUGUCACUAUAUCAAAUUUAACCCUCUUGAACUCCCCCGCUUGGAACAUUCAUCCGGCGUACUGCAGGUAUGUGCAAGUUCUGAACAUAACUGUUCAUGUUUCUCCUGCAUCUCCAUAUACUAGUGGUAUAGUCCCAGUUAUUUAUUUAGAGAUUCAGCCCCUCAUUGAUGAGAAAUGUAUAGAUUCUUCAGAGAAUGUUUGCAUUGAGAACUGCAACAUUAGUAUGGGUCAUGAUGCAAUUGCUCUUAAGAGCGGUUGGGAUGAGUAUGGAAUUGCCUAUGGCAAACCCACCAAAAAUGUGCAUAUCCGGGGUGUUAACCUUCAAUCCACUUUAGGCGCUGGCCUGGCAUUUGGCAGUGAGAUGUCUGGAGGCAUAUCGAACAUACUUGUAGAGCAGCUUCAUCUACGUAACUCAUUCAUUGGCAUUGCACUCAAGACAACUAGGGGAAGAGGAGGUUAUAUGAAGGACAUAAUUAUAUCCAAUGUCGAAAUGGAAAAUAUUCACUUGGCAAUGGAGGCUACAGGUCAGAGUGGCUCACACCCUGAUGAAAAAUUUGAUCCUGAUGAACUGCCAUUUGUUAAAGGAGUCACCUUUGAGAAUAUGGUCGGCACUAAUAUCACUUUUGCUGGGAAUUUUUCUGGACUCGACAAAUCGCCUUUCACAUCUAUCUGUCUCUCAAAUAUCUCAUUCUCCAUCACUUGGAAUUCUUCUACCUCAUGGUUCUGUUCCAAUGUGAUGGGUUUUUCAAAGGAGGUGUCUCCUAAACCAUGUUCAAACCUCCAGGACUCAACUUUUAACUCUUCCGCAGCUUGCUUCCUUUCCUUAUACCCAUUCAACUAUGCUACAGUUUUGUGA
This is a messenger RNA of Prunus armeniaca (apricot), 1437 nucleotides long. The record is from the annotation of a GenBank genome assembly. Lineage: Eukaryota; Viridiplantae; Streptophyta; Magnoliopsida; Rosales; Rosaceae.